AUGUCAGACGAAGAGGCGUCCAUCCAAGUGUCCGGACUGGACGGCGCCGAGUCUGCUGCGGGCUCAACACCGGUUCGCCGUCGCCGGGGCCUGAAACGAAGCUCCGCUGCUUGUCAUAGGUGCAGGCAAAGAAAGCAAAAGUGCGACGGAAAGCAUCCGAGCUGCGAACCAUGUCUCGCCGCAGGAGUAACUUGCAUCCCUUCAGAGCGUCUCGUAGUUCGGUCGGAUCCAUGCUGUGAGUGUGAACAGCUGCGGGAUCAGGUGCAAGCUCUACGCUCGGAAAAUGAGAGGCUGAGACACCAGCUUGACUGUCCAGUAGACAGUUUCCAACCGGAGUUUAUCAGCACCCCUGUCCUCGAGGUGCCUCUAGAAGAUCCUGCUCCACCGUUAACACCAAGUUCUUCGAGAAGGGAAACCCAAACCAACUCAGAGGAGCAUGUUGCAUAUAGCGGGCGCAUUCUACUGCCAACAUUCCGGAGACGGAACACUGGCGAUGGGGUGAACACAUCAUUCUUAACGAGCCCCUGGCAUCUCUGGCAUGGGCUUAACGCUGAGGCUGGAGCAACUCCCGGGGUAUCAUUACCAUCGUACUUAGCGGACACUGGGGAGUUUGCCGAACUCUUCUUCGCCCGUCGAUGGCCACAAUUCCCUGUUCUCCACAAACCCACAUUCAUGAAGGACGUAUACGGGCCCUUCAUCACAGGUGAAAUUUGUAAUGGCUUGACCAAGUUCCAAGCAAACUUUGUCCUAGCCAUAGGCGCGUCAGAAAAAUCGAGAACUGGUCCGGGUGAGGUGGCGGUACACGAUCACUUCUUCGAGGCCGCCAUACAACACUUGGGUGCUGUCCUAGCCUCCGACGAUGUGUCAUGUAUCCAGAGCUUACUCCUACUGUGUAUAUACGGUAGCAACGAGCCUGAACGUGUCGACCUCUGGUAUACGGUAGGGUUAGCUCUACGCUUGGCGCUUGGGAUCGACAUGCAUCGGCAAGAGACGACUCCAUGCGGCAGCUUUGUGCAGGAAGAGAUGCGCAAACGGCUGUUUUGGAGCAUCUACACGAUGGAUAGAAGUAUCUCAAUAGCCAUGGGCAGACCCACCGGGCUCCAAGACGUGGACAUCACCGCCGCCUUGCCACUAUGCUUGUCUGAUGAUCAGUUACUUCAACCUCGCGAGACGGCCGUCCCCUCAGUUUUGCCAAGUCCGGAUGAUCUCUCUACAUUCCUCCACAUUAUUCGACUCCGACGUAUCAAUGCUGAAAUCUAUACUGCCCUUCACGCAGCGGGCAACGCUCCCGUCGAAGGAACCGACCCUACCAGGUACCACUAUCUCGCCAUGUUGAAUGGAUGGCUUGCUGCAGCACCCAGAUACAUUGGGCCUACGUCAAUGCACCAGACAGCUGAAUGGCAGCAAAUUGCCUAUCAUCAAGCUGUGUUGACUCUCUUCCGUCCCUCUUUCGUUUCUCCCGUCGUCUCAGUCGACGGGAUGCGGCUCUGUGCGGACUCGGCAAUCAGCCUUGUCAGCUGCUAUCACUCUCUCUACGCCAAAAACAAAGUCUCUUAUACCUUUGUCGCCCUAGUCUCACUUUUCAUGGCGGCCAUCACGAUUCUCUACGUUCUCCGAGCCAGCCCGUUGCUGCGUCAAGAACUGACAAGGGAGGUGACGCAGUCAAACGUGGCCUCCUGCGCAGCCGCCCUCCGGCGCAUAUCAGGCGGUCGGUCCGUGGGUGAGCGAAGUGCACAGAUUGUCGAGAGGCUUGGAAAAUCAAUCCUUGCCCUCUUCGAGACAACUGAAACCGUCGAUGAGGAGGUGGAUACAGAGUUCAUGUCAUGGUUUGGUCUGCGGUGUCAACAGCCCUCCGUUGAGAGUCAGACAACGCCGAGUGUUGACGUAGCGUGGAUUGACUUAUUGGAUGAGGGAUUUGACCUCCGGAACAACUUUUACUCUGAUGCCUUUAUUUAG
Molecule: messenger RNA, 1956 nt
Organism: Clonostachys rhizophaga
Lineage: Eukaryota; Fungi; Ascomycota; Sordariomycetes; Hypocreales; Bionectriaceae
Source: the annotation of a GenBank genome assembly